AUGGCGGGCAUCAAAGCUGGCAAGUACGACGAGUAUCUUGUCGGCUACCAGGUUGAAGCGGAUGCAACUGACCUCUCCGAAACAGAAGUCUAUCUGGGAAGCGACACGGCGCAGAACUCAUUCGCGUGGCUUGUGCCGCUCUCGGAAGGGCGCGCGGUGGUGGGCAUGGCACCCCGGCGCCGCGCUAACGGGCAGAUGGAGGGAUUCAUCGAGCGCCUAAAUCCGAUGGCAGAUCGAUAG
Geodia barretti is the source of this 240-nucleotide messenger RNA. NCBI's taxonomy places the organism in Eukaryota, Metazoa, Porifera, Demospongiae, Tetractinellida, Geodiidae. The record is from the annotation of a GenBank genome assembly.